Molecule: messenger RNA, 861 nt
Organism: Lactuca saligna
Lineage: Eukaryota; Viridiplantae; Streptophyta; Magnoliopsida; Asterales; Asteraceae
Source: the annotation of a GenBank genome assembly
AUGGCUGAAUACAAAAUAUCAAUAUAUGGAAGCAAGAAAAGUGAGUUGGACAAUUUGGCAAGUUGGAUUGUAAACAAUGAAUUAUAUAGUGAGAAUAUUGUCUGGUUGAUUCAGCUACCCCAGCUUUACAACAUAUACAAAGAAAUGGGUAUUGUGACAUCAUUUCAGACCAUUCUGGAUAAUGUCUCCCUUCCACUCUUUGAGGUUACAAUCAAUCCAGAUUCACAUCCCCAGUUGCAUGCAUUCUUGAAACAGUUCUUAGUUUGCAUUGCGUUCAUACCUCUACAUUCUGUUCCAUUAUAUGGUGGGUUGGCCAGCUUCACAGAUGUAAGAGUAUUAUACGCUGUGAGAAUCUUUCUUGGCCUUCUUUCUGUCAUAUCUGAAGCUGCUUUAGUAGUAGCACUUUCUAGAAAGUAUGGGAAACGCCUUGCUUGUUACACACUCGCCCUUUUAUGCUUAACAAGUGAUUGCUUUUUUGCUAGCACAAUUUUUUUGCCAAGUUCUUUUUCUAUGUAUGCAAUUUCUCUCUCUUCAGCAUUGUUUCUUUUUGGGAUGAAUCUCAUGGUUGUUGCUGUUGUAGCAACUGGAGUUAUUAUUGGUUGGCAAUCUUCAGUCCUUGCUUUUCUUCCAAUAACAGUCUACUCUCUUCUUCGAAAAUUCAAAAGGGCAUUUAUAUCAGGGGCAUUUAUUUCAAUUACACUUUUGAAGCAUUUGGGAAGUUCUAUGGAAGCUCAAAAUAGGGAACCAGCAAUGAUAAAUCUCGUGUUGGUGUUCAUGACAACUGCAUCAAGCGAUGACCUUACAUGUGACAAUGCAAAUCUUGAAGGUGAAUCAGGGUCACGCACAAUUCUUGGUAGAUAG